Daphnia magna is the source of this 816-nucleotide messenger RNA. RefSeq lists its product as uncharacterized. Bases 80 to 640 code for a protein of 186 amino acids. The record is from RefSeq and is a predicted model, not a curated record. The transcript is spliced from 2 exons. Gene Ontology annotation, biological process: cellular response to hydrogen peroxide. Lineage: Eukaryota; Metazoa; Arthropoda; Branchiopoda; Diplostraca; Daphniidae.
GACUUCGGGCAGAAAUUCUAGAUGCGUCAUGGCCGACGAAUAUUGCAAUAUCUUUUUUGUGGUGGAUUAAUUUGUAAACAUGUCUGAUACUAAGCUUCCAAACCCGAACUCUGAAGACGUUGUUGAAGAAGAGCUGAGAAGGUUACACCUACCAAACGAAACAGAUGUUAUUCCUGCCGAACCUCUGUCAAAGCAAGAACCUUCUGAGGAGUUGUGCGAAAUAUGGAAUCGGUGCUUGGUAACGCCACCCCAAAGCCGUGUAACGUCGUCCCCUGUUUUUAAGACAAUAGCCUCUGUGUACAAAACAAGCUCUUCAAAAUCAAGACAUUCAAAUACUAAACCGUUGUUGAGGAAAGCCAGAUUGCAAAUUGUGAAGAAGUCGAAAUACCUAAGGAAACCCAAGCUUAACUUCAUAAAGUUCAAAGAUCAAGGGACCUUCAUUGCAUCUGAUGAUACCUUCAGUGAAAGUGACACCAGGAAUCAAAACUCACGUGUGUUUCAGUCAUCAUGUUCACAGCAAGCACUAAACCCCUGCCCAGAAGAGGAUGACACCACCAUAGAAGAGUUGGCAGCCUACCUUGAUUGUAUUGUUUACAUCCCACGGAAAAUGUCUCAGAUGGCUGAGAUGAUGUACACAUAGUUUAUGUUUUACAGGUAUCAAAGAUGCAUGUAUGAAACAACUUGUCAUGUAUGUAAUUGCAGGGUACCAUGGUUCUGGCUGUUUUCUUCAUCAAAAUGUGAAAACUGUUCAUUUGUAGAAAUUCUAUGAAAUCAUUUCAUUCAACAUUCAAAUACAUGUAUCAAAAUUUUUCUUAA